Molecule: messenger RNA, 1503 nt
Organism: Phlebotomus papatasi
Lineage: Eukaryota; Metazoa; Arthropoda; Insecta; Diptera; Psychodidae
Gene: KdelR
Product: ER lumen protein-retaining receptor
Exons: 2
Coding region: 366-1004 (212 amino acids)
Biological process (GO): endoplasmic reticulum to Golgi vesicle-mediated transport; protein retention in ER lumen
Cellular component (GO): membrane; cis-Golgi network; endoplasmic reticulum
Molecular function (GO): ER lumen protein retrieval receptor activity
Source: RefSeq, a predicted model, not a curated record
AGUUACAGCCGGGAUGGAAUUAAAGGCGUUAUAAAGUGAGGUUAGGCCAGGAUUUUGAGGAAAAUCUCGGGGUUAAAAGACAUUCUGGAUGAAUUUGUCCAUUAAUUACCUGUGACAGGGUAUUGGGCAGUGAAUUGACUAAUUACCUUUCACUUGGAAGCUGAUAAGGAUGAUGAAAAGCCACUUAACGAAAGGACAAAGCACCGGCUGGCAAAUCAAUACACGUCACUCAUAUUGACGUCUCACCGAAAAGUGUACAUUUCUGGGGAAGACUGAGAGUGUCCCUUUUUGGUGCGAUUUCUGGACAAUUCCGGGCAUCUAAGCAGGAUAUUUUAGUUGGGAAAAGGUUCAGUGGUAGUGUGAGAAUGAAUAUAUUCAGAUUAGCUGGUGAUUUGUCACAUUUGCUGGCAAUAAUAGUGCUAUUGAUGAAGAUAUGGAAGACACGCUCAUGUGCUGGCAUUUCCGGAAAGUCUCAAAUCCUGUUCACUGUCGUCUACGUGGCCAGGUAUUUGGAUCUCUUCACCACCUACAUCAGUCUGUACAAUACUGUGAUGAAGAUGUUUUUCCUGGUGGCCUCUGGGAUGACUGUGUACUUAAUGUACGUGAAAUUUCGCGCCACGUACGAUCACAAUCACGAUUCCUUCCGGAUUGAGUUUCUCCUCAUCCCAGCUGCCAUUCUUUCGCUCCUCAUCAAUCACAGCUUCACAGUGCUGGAGAUUCUCUGGACAUUCUCCAUCUAUUUGGAGUCUGUGGCCAUUCUGCCACAAUUGUUCCUGGUGAGCAAGACGGGCGAGGCUGAAACCAUCACAAGUCACUACUUGUUCGCCCUGGGCUCCUACAGGGCACUCUAUCUCAUCAAUUGGGUCUAUCGCUACGUCACCGAGGGUCACUAUGAUUGGAUUGCAAUCAUGGCCGGAGCCGUGCAGACCAUUCUCUACUGCGAUUUCUUCUACUUGUACAUUACCAAAGUCCUGAAAGGCAAGAAACUCCAACUUCCUGCAUAAAUUCGCGUGACAUUCAUCACCACCGAAGGAUAAUAAAAAAAACUUUGAAGUAUAAUUGAAAAGAAAAAGGAAAAAUUCCUCAAGGAAGCAGCGCAAAUAAUUAAUCGUAUUACAAUUUCUAUUUGCCAGCAUUAAUUUUUUUUUGUGUUUUUAUUUCAAAAGAAAAUUUGAGAAAAAUCGUAAUAUAAAAAAAAGACGGAGGAGAUGUUUAAGUAAAAAAAAAACCAAUAUUAAUAAAAAAAACUUAGAUGGACGCGAGUUAGCUAUUAAUAAAAAAAGGAGUUAAUAAUAAUAAAAAAGUGGAAAGGAUGAAAAAUCUCCGGAGAGACUUGUGUUUCAUUUUCUAAAGACAAUCUUCUUGAUGGUGAACCGAGGAGUUUUAUGCUUCUGAGGAGGCUCAGUCUUGUCCGGAGGUUGAUCUUCCUUCAUCUCGCCACUGGGAAGAUUGUCUCUGGAGGAUGUUUGUGCAUUAGAAUCUAAAUAUACAUCUACAGGACAA